GCAAUUCUGAGUGCGGAGAAACAAUCAACAAUCGAAAACAAUAGUUAUUGUUGUUUAGUGCGGUGUUAACAAAAUGCUAGAGAACUGAAACACACACAGAAGAAAAAGAGAGCGGAAAAAACAGUGAAAGUGAACUGCGCCUCCGUGCCUCUGUGGCUCAAUCUCAAUCUCAAUCCGAAACUGAAAUCGAAAAAAACCCAAACAAAUACAAACCCAAACCAGAUCUUUCAACUGAUUGUCGAGCGAUUUCUGUAUUUCGUUUGUGCAUUAAAUAAAGCCCUAUUUUUAGUUGUUAAUUGCUCGGACUAGAAGGUCACUCGCUCCCCUGUCGAUAGUUAUUGAAUCAUAUGAUACGAACCAGAGUUCUGUACACCCUCAAUCGAUCUUAAAAGAUAUGUAAAGACUGCCUGAUGCGUGAAGUUGUCCUGAAUAGUUUCCUUUUUUUUACGUUGCUUGUCACCAUUUAUUUGUACCUGGAUGUUAUUGUUUUGAUCCUAAGGGCGUCAAACAUUUGUCCGUGAAACGAAAUAAAUUCAAGCUCAAAUCAGUAACGAGUCGAAAGCUCCGUUUAAUUCUAUAACGAUAUAUUAACCCUAUAAACGGAAUCCGCUACCCCGCAGAAACAUAGAGAGAGAGAGAGAGAGAGAGAGCGAGAGCGAGAGAGAGCGAGAAUCCCAGCCGAUCCCAGGAAAGAAAGAUCCCGACGCAAUGAGCGCCGUCGAUGCCAUCAUUAACUACAAGCGUAGUCCCAACGAGGACUUUUACGCCCUGCUCCACUGCGAUGAGACCUCGUCGCCCGAGCAGAUCCAGGCGGAGUACAAGGUGCUGGCCCUCCAGUACCACCCCGACAAGAACAGCGGCGACAAGGAGGCCGAGGCCAAGUUCCAGAACCUAAAGGAGGCCAAGGAGACCCUUUGCGAUCCGGAGAAGCGGGCCGUGUACGACAAGUGGCGCAACAGCGGCAUCUCGAUGAGCUACAAGCAGUGGCUGGGCAUGAAGGAGCAUGUCGGUCAGGUGAGAAGAUACACGAUUGCCGAGAAAGUGGAUAAAGAGUCGAUGCAUUGGGUCACCCCAAAAACCAAGGAUCGCAUGUUGCCGGAGACCGCAGAUGGAGCUGGAAUCGGACCGGGAGCUGGAGCCGGGGCUGGGUGCAGCAGCGGCGGGCUGACCGCAGCCUCCCCCAAUCCGGCCCAUCGCCGUGCCUCUGAGGGCGGGGCCGCACUCUACUACGGCGGACGGAAGACCGAGUGGGGGGCGGAGAACACGGAUGUGGCCAACAAGUUCCGCAACUACGAGAUCUAAACAGCAAAGAGCAAAGAGGCGAUGGGGGUGAGGUGUAGGAUGGGAUUGUUUAGAGGCCGGCUUGUGGCCGAUGGGAGUUUCAAUUUAAACAUAUAUACAAGCAUAUAUCAAAGCAAAGGAUCGGCAAGAUGAUCGUCCAGCAGAGUGCGGAAAGCAAAUUAUUCCAUAAACGUUAAUGCAAUUAUAUCAAAAUAUUCAACAAGAACAAAACAAAACAAAACAAA
This is a messenger RNA of Drosophila miranda, 1526 nucleotides long. It is a transcript of the gene jdp, whose product is annotated as J domain-containing protein. Gene Ontology annotation, cellular component: cytoplasm. NCBI's taxonomy places the organism in Eukaryota, Metazoa, Arthropoda, Insecta, Diptera, Drosophilidae. The coding region runs from base 709 to 1302 and encodes 197 amino acids. The transcript is spliced from 4 exons. The record is from RefSeq and is a predicted model, not a curated record.